AUGGCUGGAGGAGUAGCAACAGCAGUGUCUCAUGGAGAGUCUUCCAAUGACAGUGAUAUGUCAAGCUCAGACUCCAAGAUCAACUCCGAGUCCAGAAGUGUGUCUUCCAAGGAGAAUAUGAGCUUCUCAUCUGAGAAACUCAGCAAACUGAGAUACCUAUUGCAGAGUGUCCCUUCUCUUAGUCCUUCACCACCAGCUUCUCCUUCACUUUGA
Linum trigynum is the source of this 213-nucleotide messenger RNA. NCBI's taxonomy places the organism in Eukaryota, Viridiplantae, Streptophyta, Magnoliopsida, Malpighiales, Linaceae. The record is from the annotation of a GenBank genome assembly.